CCCAUGAUCCUCUCUUGUCUUUUCUCUCAGAUAAAACUCAGCUGUGAUGUUGUUGAUGCAGCAGCCGCGGUGGGUUCCUCUCCUCUUCCUCCUCACUCCUCGGUUCCUCUCCUCUUCCUCCUCCUCCUCCUCCUCCUCAGAUCCCUCCUGGAGGAUCUAAGUGGUCUCUGCUGAAGGAUGCUCAGUUCUUCUCCACACGGUCAGGAAUAUCUCCACCGCCUGUUGGUGUCCUGUUUUUCUUCUGCGAUCCCAGCACUGUUCCCCUGAGGGGAACCAGAAGAGAUGACCCAUCUGGUUCUGGUUCUGUUGGACUCCAGCCCCUGAUCCAGACUUGGACUUCUCUGAAGCUGCUCCUGUGGUCCUGUGUGACUCAGAGACAGAUGUGGGCGUGGCCACAGGAACGCUGAGUCGUGAGUGCGGAGCUCACAGGCCUCACUCCAGCGGCGACACAAGGCGACAUGACCCAGGAACAGUGCUCUCACAGAAACCAUGUGCAGAGUCCAGACAAAGCUCAGGUGUAUAAAGUUGGAAUCUACGGCUGGAGGAAACGCUGUCUGUACUUCUUCGUCCUGUUACUGAUGAUCCUCAUUCUCAUAAACCUGGCGCUGACCAUCUGGAUCCUGAAGGUCAUGAACUUCACCAUCGAUGGAAUGGGAACCCUGAGAAUCACAGAGAAAGGCCUGAAACUGGAGGGAGAUUCUGAGUUUCUGCAGCCGCUGUACGCUAAAGAGAUCCAGUCUAAACCAGGUCGUCCUCUGUUCCUGCAGUCUUCCAGAAACGUGUCAGUCAACAUCUUAGGCAGCAACAACCAGCUGCUCACACAGCUCGUCACAGGAUCAAGUGGAUUUAAAGCUCAGGGGAAGAUGUUUGAGGUCAAAUCGUCCUCGGGGAAGCUGCUGUUCUCUGCUGACGAGCAGGAAGUGGUCGUCGGUGCAGAGAAGCUGCGAGUGGUGGGAGCCGAAGGAGCUGUUUUCAGUAAAUCACUGGAGACGCCGCACGUCAGAGCCGAACCUUUCAAAGAGCUGCGGCUGGAGUCUCCGACUCGCUCUCUGCUCAUGGACGCUCCUAAAGGCGUUCAGAUUCUGGCCGAGGCUGGAGAUAUUCAGGCGAUCUGCAGGAACGAGCUGAGACUGGAGUCUAAAGACGGAGAGAUUUCUCUGGACGCUCGCAGGAUUCGUCUCAUGCGUUUGCCGGAGGGAAAAGCGUCCACCAGCUCUUCGUCCUCUGGAACCAGACAAACUGUCUAUGAAGUGUGUGUUUGUCCAAAUGGGAGACUCUUCCUGUCGCAGGCCGGAACCGGAUCCACCUGCCAGAUCAGCAACAGCGUCUGCCUCUAGAACUGGACCUGGACCUGGACCGAUCAAUAAAUCCAUGAAAACAGAGACGAUCAGCAACGUCUGAACCUCGAGAACUGAAACUGAAAAAAGAUCAAUAACAAAAAACAGAGACGAUGAAGAAACGAUGAGGAGAUGAUCAUGUGACACACACACACACACAUGCACACUUUGUGCUAAUAUUUAAAUUUCAAAGCUAAAAAUAUUUUAUUCACUAUAAUUUUCUACUGAGGAAAAAAGAGACUUUGAGAAAAGCAUCAUGGGACAUUGACACACACACACAGACUGACAUGCACACACACACACCACUGAGGUGAUCACCUGAUCAAGCCCCGCCCACACACUCUUAUUAUUAUUAUUAUUGUUGUCAUUAUUAUUAUUAAUAAUAAUAAUAAUAAUAAUAAUAAUAAUGAUAAUAAUGAUAAUAAUAGCGUUGAUGCUAAUGGGGAUGAUGUCAUGUUCACGUCACAUUUCAUCAGAAGUUUGCGUUUAUCACAGUUUUUUUUCCAUCACUUAAGAUUACGAUGUAUUUGACGAUGUUUUUCUCUCUGCGAUGAAGUGGUGAUGUUGAUUGUAAAGAGACGUUAAAAAAAGCUAAGCUAAACACUCGCUCUGAGCUGCUACUAAGCUAACUAGGCUAAGCUAACUACACUUUUGGAAUGAAUGCUAAGCUAACUUUCUUCUUUUGUAACUAAUGCUUAGCUAGCUCUCCCGGAAGUAGUGCUAAGCUAAGUGUGCUGAGCUAACUACAUUCAUGGUAAUUCAUGCAUCAGUGACACAAGAACAUGUUCAGAUGUUUGCAGGUCGUCCAACAUCCUGGUUCUUUCCCUGCCCCGCCCUCUUUUUGUUUAACGCAAAUUUAUUAGAAAACAAACAUUUCAUCUCGUUUUCCCACCUUCUGAUAUCCCACAAUGCUUUGGGAACAACGAACAUGAACAACAUGAGCGACGUGAACAUGAACAAUGCGAGCGACGUGAACGUGAGCGACGUGAGCAUGAAAGUGAGCGUGAGCAACAGUGACAUGAACAUGAGCAACGUGAGCGACAUGAACGACGUGAACAUGAAUGACGUGAGCGAAGUGAGCAACAUGAGCAAUGUGAACAUGAACAACAUGAGCGAAGUGAACGACGUGAACAUGAACAACAUGAGCGGCAUGAGCUACGUAAACGACGUGAGUGAUGUGAACAUGAACAACAUGAGCCACGUGAGCGACAUGAGCAAUGUGAACAUGAGCGACGUGAACAUGAACAACAUGAGCGAAGUGAACGACGUGAACAUGAACAACGUGAGCGACGUGAACGACAUGAUUGAUGUGAACAUGAAUGACGUGAACAUGACUCACCAGCCUCUGAUCUUUUUCCAACAACUUCUUUUACAAUAUUAUUUUUCUGUUUUACCUGAACCCUCCUGUUGCCGCCCUGGUGGAGAAAAUCAGGCCUAACAUCAUAAAUGUUUGCUUCGGUCUUUACCUUCACAAAACUCAAAGUGAAGACGCUCUGAUAAAAGAGCGGACUGUGCCUUAUAACCACCGCCACCACCGCGGACACCGCCACCACCAGAAGAAGAAGAAGCACAUCACUCUGAUCUCUCUCUCAUCGUCUUCACCAACGAAUGCAAAGACCUUCAGCUCCAUCAGAGCGCCACCUGCUGUCAGAACCUGACUGCCACUGAUUCGUCACAUGACCAAAAACCUUGUUUAUUGACGUACAUAUUUGUUUAACUGGUUAAAAAAACAAACUUUCUAAAAUUUAAAAAUGUAUUCUCUCACAAACUUAUCAGAAGUUGUACUUCACCAUGUUUUCCAGCUCCUCCCACGAUGAUUGCGAUGUUUUAACAUUAAUAAAGAUUUUCUGUUUUCUAA
This is a messenger RNA of Solea senegalensis (Senegalese sole), 3195 nucleotides long. RefSeq names its product sarcoglycan, delta (dystrophin-associated glycoprotein) (gene sgcd). The record is from RefSeq and is a predicted model, not a curated record. Bases 459 to 1337 code for a protein of 292 amino acids. Lineage: Eukaryota; Metazoa; Chordata; Actinopteri; Pleuronectiformes; Soleidae. The transcript has 9 exons. Gene Ontology annotation, biological process: heart contraction; cardiac muscle tissue development. Gene Ontology annotation, cellular component: sarcoglycan complex; sarcolemma.